AUGAUCAGAAUGAUGAAGAGAAGCUUGAUCUCUCUUGAGUAUUACUCAUCUAUCAAAACCCACAGUGUGAUAAUGAUGGCCUCAUUGACACCUGAAACUGUGAACAGCUUGGCUGACUUCUCUGCAGAUACUACUCUUCAUGAAUAUGACUCACUCAAGACUCUAGGCCCUGAUCAACAUCUUCUUCAUAACACUAUUCUCUAUCAUUAUACUGAGAUUCUUAACAGCAGAUCUUCAGAUCCUUUAUUAAUUAAUCUAGAUAGUAAAGAUGACACUGAUAAAACUUAUCUGAUUAUGAUUUUAUCUACAACUCUUCAAAAUCUUGCAGAGGCUCAAGAUCUCUCAACCUCAAUUAUUCAAGCCAUGUCAACUGAUGUAGCUGCUUACUUCAUUAACACUUGA
Messenger RNA from Blastomyces gilchristii SLH14081, 402 nucleotides. RefSeq lists its product as uncharacterized. The transcript is spliced from 2 exons. The record is from RefSeq and is a predicted model, not a curated record. Bases 1 to 402 code for a protein of 133 amino acids. Lineage: Eukaryota; Fungi; Ascomycota; Eurotiomycetes; Onygenales; Ajellomycetaceae.